AUGUGGCUGUUUGUGGCAGUGGUGUGCUUAAUGCAACAGACAACAGAGUCAGAAGAAUUCCUCAGGAAACGGCACUUGAAUCCUCAAGAAUUUAUGACCACUGUGAGUUGCUUGUUCAGAUGCAUUUGGAAACAACAGGCUAUUGCUAGGACAAAAUAAUUUGUACAUAUUUCUUUAAACAGAGAUUCCAAAGCAUUUGCUUUUCAUAGAAGGAUUUCCAGGCCUCCCUGAGUUACCCCAAAGAGGGCUAGAUGGAUUAUAAUGGAUGAAUUUGCUUUUGUUCAUUACAGCCAGCAGGGGAGGAAGGCAGGAUCCAGAACUUUUUUCUCUUCUUCUCAGCACCAUUGUUCCUAAAAUUCCUUGCAGCGCAUCUAGACUUAGAAAAAAAGGUCUCGAUUUGCUGAGGAUUUCUUUGUUCUUGCAGAAUGAAAUAAUCCAAUAUUGGGGAUACCCCAGUGAAGAGUAUGAAAUCCUGACAGAGGAUGGCUAUUACUUACAAAUAAACAGAAUUCCUUACGGAAUGCACAGUUCUGGGAAGACAGGUAAUUUUGGAAUAUAACUGAUGUUUUUAUAGCAUUUUUUUUGAAGGAAGAGAAGGGGCUUAGAACUUUUCAUCCUCUGCUCCACAGUCCACACCACCAAUGGGCAGGCACUCACAUGCCAGGCAGGGGCAGGUUGCAGAGGGCACAUGACAGGGAUCUCUGCGUAGGGUGCCUGGUUUGCGUUACCUCAGAUUGUGUGCCAGGCAAUGGCCCCCUGCCCACUGAGGAAGAGUAUUGGCAGGAUUCCACAUAGCCCAGAGGAAACAAAUGUGUGUGUAUAAAUGCUCAGAAUGAGCUAAUUCAGUUUAAUGAAGUUCACUGAAUUAGUAGUUGUUGCCAAAAUUGCUGCGUGAGCUGAAUGCAAAUUAACUUCAUAGGGGGUUCAAGUUCAUUCUGUGUUUUUAUACUUUAGACUCUUUAGGCUCUUAAGUUUAAAGUUCAUAAUGGUUGAAGAAAAUAAGUCACACCCCACUGUGUGUGUUUUGAUGUUUUCUUAGUCUUCUUUACCUAUAUGUUAUAUGUCAGCACAGCAGCUUAUAACAUUCUGAAAGGUGAGGAAAAUUUCAAGGUAAUGUGAAUUGAACUCUGAACUGAAUAUGAACCAAACAAGUUCAUUUUAUAAGUGGACAAAUGUGAAUUGGAACUAGUUCCUUUCUGGUCAUGUUCAACCUGAACUAGAAUUAGUUUCUUUUCUAAAAAGACUUUCAAAGCUCUGGUAUCUAUUUCUCUAUGUGAUGUUGUGUAAGAAUGAAGUGUUUGGAUUAAGCUUUUGUGUGCAGAAGCGGUGAAUUAAUUGUAGAAACUGGGUACAAUCUUCUGCCCAAUUUUUCCUAUCUGAGCAGAUCUAAUCACCUUUGUUUUUCACUACCUUGUCAUGAUGAGGUGGUAUGGACUAAAUGAUUUAUUUACGCCAUUGAGCCAGGCCCUGCUCAAGACAUUUUGCUGCUUGAUGUGAAGGCCAAGAGCCCUCUCCAAUCCAUUCCACGUAAAGAAGCCAUCCAGACAAGUCCAGGGAUAGCAUUCUCCAUUCAUCUUAGGAUAACAGGGUUGGGAGCAACAGGGCAAGUCAGAUGGCAAUUAUGCCACUCUGUCCUCACUCUGCCUAUCAGUAGGGCCAGCCCUGUAUGGAAUCUUGCCAUAGGAAAGCAGCUACUGAUUUUCAGCAAUGGAGCUGAAGAAUUUGCUGCUUUCUCAUCUGAUCUUUACUGCCUUUGUAUUGGCUAUGAUUUGUAUUGUGUUGCUUUUGUAUUGGCUAUGAUUUCCAGGAAGCAUUUGUUUAUAUUUUUUAAUAGUGCCUAAAGGUGAGGCAGCCAUGGGUCAUCACCUAAUUACAAUUAUCUCUGUCCUAUAUAUAAUUGUGUUUUUCUUGGACUAGAUGAAAGCAUCACAAAGAUCAAUGUUGGUGAAGUGAACACAAAUAAACUAUAAGGUAGAUUGCCCAUUUUGUUUCUGUUUCCCCCCCAAGUCCUAGGCCAGUUGUUUUGCUGAUCCAUGGUGUUUUGCUUGAAAGUAGGUGCUGGAUUGCAAAUCUUCCCAACAAUAGCCUGGGAUUCUUCCUAGCAGAUGCUGGUUAUGAUGUUUGGAUGAUAAAUGCUAGAGGGACCAGCUGGUCUAGAAGACACAAGGCUCUGUCAAUUGACCAAGAAGAAUUUUGGAAUUUCAGGUAUAAAGAGACAACUUGUAACUUGGAUAAUUGAGACAAUUGUAGUAACUGCUGUCUCUGAAGUACAACUGCUAACAACAUAUCAUUUUUCCUUGUGUUGUGUCAGAAGUGCUUCAAUCCUGGAAAGACUUCCCAAAGUUGGGAAAUGGUGGAUUGUGGAAAUGGUGGAUUGUGCAAGAAGAGGGUGGGUGAAGAAGAAGAUGUAGGUGAAGGCUUUCACCUGUCCUACUUCUCCCUGCCUCUGCUGAUGUCACAGGAGCAUGCUUGUCAGUUCACAGUUCAAAUACAGAGUUAACUCUUUAUUAGCAAAAAUACUGGGAAUGUGUAGAUGAAGUACUAGAUUGUCUGGCCCUCGUUCCACCUGGAGCACUACCUAGAUGUCAAAGGCGUUGUGGUGGGUAGAGAACUCAUCUCUGCCUCUUGGCCUUCCUCAUCACACCCUGCUGCUUCAGCUUUUGCAUCUGAUUCUGGACGACUUUCUGCCACAGACUCUCAUAGCUCACUAAGCCUUCUUACUGCUUCAGAGUCUGACACCUCCUCUUUCCUGUCGUCUCCAUCUUCUCCUUCUGACCUCUUGUUGUCGUUCCACCACCACUCCCCGGGCUCUGAGCCUUCUUCCCUGGUGACCCCCCAGCUGGUUCCUCUCACCAUUCCUCUGCAUCAAACAAGUCCAUGGAAGCUGACUACAUGCUUAUUUAGGGUAUAAAACCUGACUGAACAUGAGGUUGGGGAGGGGGAGAGAAAGAAAUGGUGAACUCCCCAUUGACCCCUGAAGACUGUACUAUUCUUUUGGCGUGGGUGGGGGUGAGGAAACAGAGCUAGUUGGAAUUUCUUACAUUUCCCCCUUACAAUUUAUAUAUCACUUGAUUACAAUUCUCAUGAAGUGGUGGCAUUCUAAGUAGUUAACAUGCAUUUUUAAUGGCACAAUCCUGUAUAGGAAUGGGGAAUCACAGCCCAAAUUACCUCAUUAUUUGAGGCAGAGUCCAUGCAUACUUCUAAUAGUAUGCAUUAGUAAUGAAACAGAAGGAUAAGUGGAGAAAACUUCACCUGCAUUUUGUAUGUAUGACUACAAAGUGGGUGGCGCUGUGGUCUAAACCAAUGAGCCUCUUGGGCCUGCUGAUCAGAAGGUCAGUGGUUCGAAGUCCCACAAUGGAGUGAGCUCCUGUUGCUCUGUCCCAGCUCCUGCCAACCUAGCUGUUCAAAAGCACACCAGUGCAAGGAGAUAAAUAGGUACGACUGCGGUGGGAAGGGAAACGGCGUUUCCAUGUACUCUGGUUUUCGUCACGGUGUUCCGUUGCGCCAGAAGCGGUUUAGUCAUGCUGGGCACAUGACUCGGAAAGCUGUCUGGGGACAAACGCCAGCUCCCUUGGUCUGAAAGCGAGAUGAAUGCCGCAACCCCAUAGUCACCUUUGACUGGACUUAAUAAUAAUAAUAAUAAUAAUAAUAAUAAUAAACCUUUAUUAAACCCACCCUUCCCUGUUCAGAAAACCAGUCUCAGACAAAUUUAACAACAAAUUUAAAACACUUAAUUGAUGCAACAAAAAACAGCAUAAAAUAGAAUAACUUAACCCUCCAUGGGUCCUUUACCUUUACCUUAAUGUCUUACAGCAUCCAUGAAAUUGCGAUAUAUGAUAUUCCAGCAACAAUAAAUUUAUCCUGCAGAAAAUUAAGCAAGAAGGAUUGUAUGUUAUCAGUCAGUCUCAGGGUGGGACACUUGGUAAGUAAUAAGAAAUGAAUAGAAUGUGUUUACUGCCUGAGCCCUUUUUUAAAAGGCCUUCUUACAAUCAAAAAUUCCCAUCACUGGUAUAGUUGAAACCUAAAAAUUUUGAUUGAAGGAACAAUAAGCAAGGACUUUUGGCUCACAUAUGUUUGGCACAGCUGCUGAAUUCUGGAAUUCUUUCUCUUUGGCAGGUUUAAUUGCCUUUUCACUCUUACCACAGCUCGCUCAGAAAGUCAAGCUCUUUAUAACUUUUGGUCCUACCUACACACUUGUCGGCACCAGUGGACCUUCUGUGCUAUUUCUCAGUCUUCCAGAUGCAUUAAUAAGUGUAGGUAUUUCUCAUAGGUUUUUAUAUUGUGUUAAUGUGGCCUUCUAACAUAAUCAGUUUAGUGAUAUGGACAGUUAAACCUUUAAGUUUAUCCAUUUGUCAUUAUUUUGGGGGAGGUCAUGUAAUAUCUGGUUUAAUUAAUCCUCACAUAUUAAUCCUAAAGAGAAUAAUAAUAAUAAUAAUAAUAAUAAUAAUAAUAAUUUUUAUUUAUACCCCGCCCUCCCCAGUCAAGACUGGGCUCAGGGUGGCUAACACCAAAUAUAAAAACAAUUGAUUGAAAUACAGCUUUAAAAACAAGAUUAAAAUACAACAUUAAAGCAUUAAAAUGCAGCCUGAGUUCAGUGGAAACUCAAAAACUUUUUUGGGGAUGAAAACGUCAAGUCUUCACCAAGGCUAACUAUCCAGACUGGUCCUACAUGGGCAAGAAAAAAGCCAGGGAAGUCCCCAAAUAGGUGUUCCAACACAGAAGGAGAAAGGAAAAAAGAAAGAGGGGGAGCAAUCAAAUUGAUUCCAAGCCAAAGGCCAGGCAGAACAACUCUGUCUUACAGGCCCUGCUGAAAGAAAUCAGAUCCUGCAGGACCCUGAGACAGAGCAUUCCACCAGGCUGGAGCCAGUGUUGAAAAGGCCCUGGCUCUGGUUGAAGCUAAUCUGACUUCCUUAGGGCCCGGGACCUCUAGAGUGUUGCUAUUUAUGGACCUUAAGGUCCUCUGUGGGGUAUAUUGAGAGAGGCGGUCCCAUAGGUAUGAGGGUCCUAGGCCGUGAAGGGCUUUAAAGGUCAAAACCAGCACCUUAAAUCUGGCCCUGUACUCCACCGGGAGCCAGUGCAGCUGGAAAAGCACUGGGUGAAUAUGCUCCCAUGACAGAGACCCCGUGAGGAGCCUUGCUGCAGCAUUCUGCACCCGCUGGAGUUUCUGGGACAGCUUCAAGGACAGCCCCGCAUAGAGCGAAUUACAGUAGUAAAGCCUGGAGGUGACCGUUGCAUGGAUCACUGUGGCCAGGUCGGGCCGGGAAAGGUAAGGGACCAACUGCUUGAUGUGGUGAAGGUGAAAAAAGGUCACCUUGGCUGUUGCUGUAACCUGCGCCUCCAUGGAAACGGAGGCGUCAAGGAUUAUACCCAAACUCUUAACAGAAGGCAAUGGCACUAUAAUUGGGCCCCUGCAAGAGAAGGGAGUUGGUUCCUCAUCCCCAUGCCAUCCUGACCCAGCCAGAGGACCUCUGUCUUUGAAGGAUUUAGUUUCAAUUGGCUCCCAUGAAACCAUCCAGCCACAGCUUUCAAGCAUCUGGUCAGUGUGUCCAGGGCCGAGUCGGUGUGGCCAUCCAUCAGCAGAUAGAGCUGAGUGUCAUCAGCAUGUUGGUGACAACCCAAUCCAAAGCUCCAGACAAUCUGGGCAAGGGGUUCAUAAAGAUGUUAAAAAGCAUUGGGGAGAGGAUUGCGUCCUGCAGCACUCCACGCACUCUCCAUGUGUGUUCAUUGGUUGAAAUAAAGCACUGAAAGAAGAUCUCUGAGUCUCUGAUUUCACUAGGUCACUAGCCAGUGAGCUGUUGAAGGCAAGCUCCUGUCAGCCACUGGCCUAAUCUAGCAGGCUUUUAUUAUGUUCUUAUUAAAUACAGGAAUCUCUGUCCCAUUUAGAGGUAACACUAGGAGGCAGGAUUUUGGCUAUGUACCUAUGGGGCACCAUCAUGAGCAUAAACAAGUACUGUGGGUUCUCUCCUCAAGACUGGAGUUCUGCAGCUGACUCUUGGAUUUCUACCAAGGCUUUCAGCAUGACCACAGUCCAUUUCAAACAGGGUUUUGGCCUGGUUUUGGCACAGAAACUGCUUUGGUUCCCCUGUAUGAUGACCUCUGUUGAGAGAGAGACACAAGGGAAACAUGUCCCUGUUAAUUCUUCUCGACCUCUCAGCAGCUUUCGAUCAACCAUCAAACAACAUCAAUCACCGAAAUAAGGGUGCAUGUCACCCCUUUGUGGUGGUUCCAGUCCUACUUGGUCGUUCCCAGAGGGUGUUGCUUGGGGAAUGCUUUUCAGCCCCAUGGAACCUUCAAUGUGGGGUUCUACAAGACUCAAUCCUAUCCCCUACGUUGUUUAACAACUACAUGAAACUGCUGGGUGGGGUUAUCCGGAGGUUUGAAGUAUGUUGUCAGCAGUAUGCUGAUGACACUCAGCUCUAUUUCCCCUUUACAUCUGCAGGUGAGGCAGUGGAAGUGCUGGACCAGUGUCUUGCCUCGGUAAUGGACUGAAUGAGAGCCAACAAACUGAAACUAAAUCCAGAUAAGACUGAGACACUUAGUGGGUGUGAGAAGAUGGGUGGGAGAUUGCCUGCUCUUGAUGGGGUUACACUUCCUUUGAAGGAGCAGGUUUGUAGCUUGGGGGUACUCCUAGAUCCUUUGCUGUCACUCGAGGCUCAGGUACAACUUAAGUGGAUACAAAAUAAUGACGACAACACACAGGACAAAAAAAAUGUAGACAUAAAAUUUAUAUACCACUUAAUAUAAGCAUAAAUCUCCAGGUGAGUUAUAUUUUUUAAAAUAUGCAAGGAAGUGUAAUGUACAUUUCAGUGCUUUGAACUGAUUUUAUAAUGAAAUGAUUUUAGAAUGUUGUAUCAUUUUACUGUUGUUAGCCGCUCUGAGCCCGGCUUCGGCUGGGGAGGGCGGGAUAUAAUUUUUUUUAAAAAAAUUCUUCUUCUUCUUCUUCUUCUUCUUCUUCUUCUUCUUCUUCUUCUUCUUCUUCUUCUUCUUCUUCUUCUUCUUCUUCCUGCCUUGCCUUGCCACAAGGCAUAUGAUAGUAUGUGAUAAUUCUUUUCUCAUAACUGUUUUGCUUACUCUGCAUCUGUUCCAUAAUUAACAAUGCACCCAGAAAGACACGUUUUGCAUAAUUAUAUAGUAGCUGAUGAAAGUGAUCUUAUUCUCUUCAGUUUAUUACAAACUAAGUCUUCUUCAGUGUGCAUUAGAGAUGUGGUUGCUAUUGCUGAACAGGAACAGGUAAGCAAAAAUCUUUUCUUCCCUGUAUCUUUUUCAUUUAUUUUCUGGCGACAUACCUUGGUCUUACAUUUUAAUAGCUUGCAUUUAACAAAGUUAGACAUUACUAUCAUAAAGUACAACCCAAUCAUCCAGUAGAAAUUAAGGCUACUUGCACAAAGUCUGCUGGCACAGAACUGAUUCAGCUGUGGGGGAAUCACAAAUUGCAUAAAUGUGUACAAAAUUAUUUAUACCUUACUUUCUGAAUUGCAUUUGUAGUCUGCCCUUCCUCCAUAAGGAAAAUACAAUAUUUAAAAAUUCUUAAAACAUUAAAAAACAGUAAAAAACAUCUAAAAACCAAAAAACCCAAAAAAUAUUUUUUAAAGCAAAUUUAAAAACAGGUAUAACAAACACAAAUGUAAUAUGUUUUGGAAUACCAUACUUGCUUAUUCUUUCCCACCAGUGUAUGGUUUCAUUGUGGGUUAGAAUUGAGCCUGCUUAGCCUUAUUUCCAAGAUAGUUAUGACUUUUCCUCAUGGGACAGAUCUUUUUUCAGUAUUUCCUCAUAAACUAUCCAACUCAGUGACUAAUAUUUUCAGAAGAGAUACAUUAUUUCUUCCCUGCACAGCAUCACCCGAACUAAAAUUGCGCUCCCUGCCCAGGGCACUUCCCAUCUUUGCUAAGGCGUUUGAAACAACAGAUAUUGUUUUACAGAGGUCAGCGAUGUGGCUGUUUUGGGCAGUGGUCUUCUUAUUCCAACAGACAACAGAGUCAGAAGAAUUCCUAAGGAAACGGCACUUGAAUCCCCAAGAAUUUAUGACUAUUGUGAGUUGCUUGUUCGGAUGCAUUUGGAAACAACAGGCUAUUGCUAAGACAAAAUAAUUUGUACAAAUUUCUUUUAACCGAUAUUCCAAAGCAUUUGCUUUUCACAGAAGGAUUUCCAGGCCUGCCUUAGUUACCCCAAAGAGGCUUGAUGGAUUAUAAUGGACGGAUUUAGCUGACCCCAAGGCAAAAUGACAUGUUCUGUUUAAUGCUUAAUACAUGGUGCAUUGCUAGCUCCUCCUGGUUGCUUUUGUUCAUUACAGCCAGAAGGGGAGGAAGGCAGGAUCCAGGACUUUUUUCUCUUCUCCUCAGCACCAUUGUUACUAAAAUCCGAUGUAGCACAUCUAGAUUUAGAAUAAAGGUCUCAAAUUGCUGAGAAUUUCUUUGUUCUUGCAGAAUGAAAUAAUCCAAUAUUGGGGAUACCCCAGUGAAGAGCAUGAAAUCCUGACAGAGGAUGGCUACUACUUGCAAGCAAACAGAAUUCCUUAUGGAAUGCACAGUUCUGGGAAGACAGGUAAUUCUGGAAUGUAACUGGGCUUUAUAGGGUUUUGUUUUUUUAAAGGAAAAGUACUGGCAGGAUUCCACAUAGCCCAGAGAAAACAAAUGUGUACAUAUAAAUGCUCAGAAUUACCAUAGUUUCUGGGUUCAGAGUGGUUGAAGACAAUAAGUCACAUCCCACUGUGUGUGUUUUGAUGUGAUCUUAGUCUUCUUACCUACAUUUUAAAUGUCAGCACAGCAGCUUGUAACCUUCCGAAAGCUAAGAAAAGAUGCCAAGGUUAAUUUGAAUUGAACUCUGAACCAAACAUGAACUGAACUACUUCGUUUUGCAAUUGGGCAAAUGUGAGCUGGAAGAAGUUGCUUUCUGAGCCAAUCACAACGUGGUGGCAUGGACUAAAAGUUUGAUUUAUGCCGUGGAGCCAGGCCCUGCUCAAGACAUUUUGCUGUUUGAUGUGAAGGCCAACAGCCCUCUCCAAUCCAUUCCAUGUACAGAAGCCAUUCAGAUGAGCCAAGGGACAACAUCAUUCAUUUAUAUCAGGAUAUAAGGGUUGGGAAGUGGGACACGGGUGGCGCUGUGGGUUAAACCACAGAGCCUAGGACUUGCCAAACAGAAGGUCGGCGGUUCGAAUCCCCGUGAUGGGGUGAGUUCCCGUUGCUCGGUCCCUGCUCCUGCCAACCUAGCAGUUCAAAAUCACCUCAAAGUGCAAGUAGAUAAAUAGGUACCGCUCUGGUGGGAAGGGAAACGGUGUUUCCGUGCGCUGCUCUGGUUCACCAGAAGCGGCUUAGUCAUGCUGGUCACAUGACCCGGAAGCUGUAUGCCGGCUUCCUCGGCCAAUAAAGCGAGAUGAGCGCCACAACCCCAGAGUUGGCCACGACUGGACCUAAUGGUCAGGGGUCCCUUUACCCUUUACCUUAUAAGGGUUGGGAACAACAGGGCAUGUAACAUGGUAAUUAUGAAGCUCUUUCUUCCAACUUCCCACUCAAAAUCCUCUGCUACCUGAAGCAACUGCCUCAUUCUGCAUAUCAAUAGGGCCAGCCAAACUAUUAUUAAAUAGUGCCCAAAGGUGGCACAGCCAUAGCACAUCACCUAGUUAGAAGUAAUUAUCUCUUUCAUAUACAUAAUUGUAUCUAUUCUGGACUAGAGGAGAUCAUCACAACGCACAAUAUUGAUGAAGUGAACAGAAAUUAUCUAAAUGGUAGAUUGUCUACAAUAUUAUCUAAUGCCCUUUAUCUUGUUUUUCCCCAGGUCCUAGGCCAGUUGUUUUACUGGUACAUGGUGUUUUGAGUGAAGGUAGGACCUGGAUUGUAAAUCCUCCCAACAAUAGCCUAGGAUUUGCUCUAGCAGAUGCUGGCUAUGAUGUUUGGCUAAUAAAUAAUAGAGGUACCAGCUGGUCUAGAAGACACAAGACUCUGUCAAUUGACCAAGAAGAAUUUUGGAAUUUCAGGUACAGUAUAAAGAGACAACAUGUAGCUUGGAUAGUUGAGACAAUUAUAAUGACUGCUGUCUCUGAAGUACAACUGCUACCAACAUAUCUUUUUUCCUUGUGUUGUGUUAGGGUCCUUCAGUCCUGGAAAGACUUCCCAAAGAUGGCCAAUGGUGGAUUGUGGUUCCUUUUCUUAGCCAACAUCAACAUGACAAAUUUCAUGACUGAAUUUUACAUGCAGACUGAAUUUCUUGGGCUCUGAGAUGUCAAUAAAGUGGUUUCCUAGACUGCCCUUGAUGUGAUUAUACCAUUCUGAAGGAAGUGGGUACAUAGCUUAGGGUACUUUUGACCCCUUGCUUAAGAGUCAGGUGGCCAUGGUGCUAGAGAGUGCUUUUCACCAGGUGCCCCAGCUGUGCCCCAAUCUGGACAGGCAUAGCCUAGCUUCUGUUGUCUAUGCUCUGGGAACCUAUAGGUUGGAUUACUUCAACGCAUAAUACGUAGGGCUGCCUCUGAAGAUGGUUUGGAAGCUUCAGCUGCUGCAGAAUUUGGCAGCCAGGUUGCUCACUGGGACAAGAUGGUUUGAACAUAAUUCUGGAUCCACAUGUCCUUCCACAGUGGGGACAUAGGUUUCUGGGUGGGAAUUGAUCACAGUGGCUUCCUCUUAGUUUGUUUCUCCUUUUUGCCAUGAGUUCAUGCUUCUUCAAAGUCCAUGACACCUUUGAUAAAGGCUUUUCUGCAAUUGGAGCACUCACAGGCCAGUGUUUCCCAGCUAUCAGUGGUUAUACUACAUUUUUUUAGAUUUGCCUUGAGAUCAUUUUUAAACCUCUUUUGUUGUCCACCAGUAUUUCACUUUCCAUUCUUAAGUUUGGACGAGAGUAGUUGCUUUGCAAGAUGAUAAUCAGGCAUCUGAACAAGAUGACCAGUCCAACAAAGUUGAUGUUGAAGAAUCAUUGCUUCCACCAUGGUGAUCUUUGCUUCUUCCAGAAUACUGACAUUAGUUCACCUGUUUUCCUAAGUGAUGUGUACACUUUUUCAGAGACACCGUUGAUGGAAUCUUUUGAAGAGCUGGAGAUGGUGUUUAUAAAUAGUCCAUAUUUCACAAAUGUACAGUAAAGUUGGUAAUACAAUAAUUGGUAAUACAAUAAUUGGUAACACAAUAAUUUAUAAACAAGCAUUUUGGCUUCCCUGCGAAUUUACCUGGGAGAAGAAAGAAAGGCUCCCAGGUAAGACCUGAGGGUCCACUACUUUCUGUGUGAGACAAGGGUCAAGAGCUACCUUUGAGAGAGGACUGGUUUUGUUUUUAUCUAGAUCAGUUUCAUCUAUUUUAUCAUGAAAAAGCUUUAAUAAAAUUUAGAAGACCUCUGAAGGAAGCACUGUAUUGGGAAGUUUUUAAUGAUUGAUGUUUUAUGAUGCUUUUAUAUUUUGCUGGAAGCCACUCAGAGUAGACCAUCUGGGGAAAUUUUGAUCAGGGCAGCACACUCUACAGAAUAUCACAGAGAACUGACUCCAAAACAGGCAUUUCCUGUUCUUGCCCCUGCACUGUGGAAUGCCCUUCCCUCUUCCAUAUGUAAAGCAUCAUCAGUGUGAUUCCGUGCAUCAUUCCUGAUGUAGAUCUUCAUUCUCCACUUGGUCAUAAUGAGGACAUUUAUUGCCACCUUGUCCCGGGUGUAGAUCUUCACUCACUGCUUCCUCCCUGGAGGGAAGUGGUCCAAUUUUGUGGUUCACCUCCAGUGUCAGAAUAUAUUAGGCUAAUACUACUAAUAUAUAAGGCCCUGAACAAUUUGGUAUUUAGAUUACCUGAUAGAUGGCCCACUCUUGUACUGACUUGUUAGUUCCUCCAGACAUAAUGUGAAGACACACCUUUUUGCCCAGACAUUCCAAGAUGUCCACCUCUUAGACUGUAGAAAAGGACUUCUGAAUUAUCAUUUAAAAUUAACACAGUUGUGUGAUUUCAUAUAAUUUAAUACAAUUCUUUAAAAUUAUCCUUUAACAUGUGGACAAUGUACAUAUCUGACAACCUAUUGGGCUAGUUUAAGGGUGAUAUAAAUAUUUAAAGAAAUAAUAAAUAUGUAUCUACUUUCUGUUUCCUUACUGUUUCCAUGGGACAAUAAACUUACUAUGUCAUCCUCCAGAUGACAGGUUAUCAUACCUGACACCUGAUGUAUUGUAUCUUUUGAAUUUAUACACUAGUGUCCAUAAUUGUAUGCAAUUGCAGACAAGCAACAUUUCACCUAUAUUCUGUGUUUGUCUUUCAGCUUUCAUGAAAUGGCAAUUUAUGAUAUUCCAGCAACCAUAAACUUUAUUCUGCAGAAAACUAAGCAAAAAAACUUGUAUUAUAUUGGCCAUUCCCAGGGAGGUACGUUGGGUAAGUUAAGAAGAAAGAGAAUGAAAUGGCUUUUAUUUUCUCGCCUUCCUGCAUUAUCAGCAUUAUCAGGGACCUACUGGGGAUGUGGUUAAGUCUCAUGACUAUUGGGAAGACUAGUUCAGAAAAGAAAAGAAAAGAAAGAAAAGAAAAGAAAAGAAAAGAAAAGGUUAAAGUACAGUUUAAAAAGGGGGGGGGAGCAGAGCUCACAUAUGUUCUAUGAGAAAGUCUUUUCAGGAUCAAGACUUCAGUAGUCAAAUUGGGGCAGCAUAUACAGCUGUCAUCAGCUCCACAGUCAUGAAGAAUGUCCAUUUGUGGUGCGAGGGAGCAAAGACCAGCAAGCAUAAAAUAAGUGGAUUCUGCUUAGACCUGAUAUCUGACACAUUCUCUUGAAAACUCCAGUGCCUAACUUAGGCAGAUGGACACCCAGCAUCCCAAAAGAAAAUUGCCCUGAAUUUGUUGAAUGACAGGCAUUUCAAAAGAAGAGAGAUGGGAAACUUUUGACCUUGCAGAUAUUUGGACUGCAGCUCCCAUCAUUCCCAUCAAGCAUGGCUGAUGGGCUCAAGGUCCAGCAACACCUGGAGAGCCACAGGUUUUUUUUAAUAUCUCUUAUUUGUUUGUUUGUUGCAAGUGCUAUGUUUAGAAUUCUUUCUUUUUUCCAGGUUUUAUUGCCUUUUCAAGCAUGCCACAACUUGCUCAAAAGGUUAAACUCUUCAUGGGCUUGGCUCCUCCCGACACAUUGGCAGGCUUGAAAGGACCCUUUUCUUUACUUCUAAACCUUCCUCAAGAAUUGACAAAAGUAAGUAUUGCUCAAGUUGUUGCCAUUGUGCAAACCCAGAAUUUUAAUAUAUAUUUUUCUUAUGCAUCUUUAUAGAGAGUUAGUCUUCCUGCCAUCCAUUUCGUUUCUUUAUCUCAAAGUUGAGUGUGAGCUUCGGACUUCCAGUGCGAUCACCAUGUCCUUUGGCAGCUUUCCCAUGGCACCAGACUCCACUUGUGCAAUUUAUCAAGGAUAAUAUGGGGACAAUUAUCCCUGGUGACCCCCCCAGGGCAGGGGGGAUUUCUCACCUGCGGGUUGUCCGAUAUCUGCCGCUUGCUACAAUGGAAUGCGGGGGCAGGGACGCUGGGUGCUUAACAUUGCUUAAAUUGGAAACUCAAUUGCCAGAGCCAUGAGCGGGAGUAUUCCUGUUCCUUAAAAAAUAUUUCGAUUCAGACUUUGAAACAGGUGUGUUCUGGAAAGAAGGAGACAAAAAAGAACCUGCUAAAUAAACCAGUCACUGAGUGCUAAGGUUUGAUCUGGAAAGGGCUUUCGUUGUUUUGCCGCGGUAUACAUGAGGUGAGCAUCUGUUUCUUUUCUAUACUUGCUACUUGCUACUUCAUGACUUGAUAAGCCUCACAAAGAAAGAUUUAAUUAACUAAAUGGAAUGCAAGAGGAACUGUACAAAAACUUGAGAAUUUGAAGAUUUAUGGCGCGGAUCUCUAUAGAGAUGUCUAACUGGAACUGGCAAGAUAUGAAGGGACUUUGUACAAAAACAUGAUUAGAUAUACUCUCGGCUUGGGAUGAUAAAAUGGCACAAAUUAUGGUGCAAUAGAAAAAGAAAGGGCCUCUCUAGGGAGGUUGAAAACAACCGAUGGAUUACAACCAGGGAAUAUUUCACACAAGAAAUUACCGUACAUUUGCUUGCAUGGAUUUCUGUUGUAUAUGAAUUAAUAUUAAAGUGAAGGUGAAUCUUUGAUCUUUGCAAGCUUCCCCUAGGGCCUGGGGGGAGCAAAGCUUGGAUUUUAGAGGAACCAAACAACUACUAACAGUGAAAUAUCCCUUAUGGCACUGCCUCCUACUGAAGACCCUUAUCUGGAUUUGCAAAACAUCAGUUCGUUAAAAGACUCGAAGGAUUGCUAUGUUUUAAAUGUUAUCAAACAAAGGAAAGCUGGAAGACAGCCCAGAGUCCUGGAAGACAAGAUCGUGGAAUGAAAAGGGGACCUCUGAGGGGGACUGCAUUGAAAAACAAUUGAUGAGCAAACAACAGGAAGAACAAAAUUCCUUUUGCAUGCUAACACACAUAUGGGUUUGUUAAAUAUGACUGAAAGUUGCAUAUCAGUGACUGUUAUGAUAAGAUAUAGGAUUAAGAUCGGAAUUAUCUCAGGGUCUUGUGAAAGAACAAUGUUAAACAACAAUUGAUGUCCUCCUACUACCGGUCCACAAUAGAAAGUGUCCUCUCAUAUUGUAUCACAAUGUGGUACGUUGGCUUGACAGCCACGGACAAAAAGUCUUUACAGAGGGUGGUGAACACAGCACAUGAUAUCAUGGGCUGUCCCCUGAGCCUGCUAGAUGACAUCGCAAGGGAUUGUUGCCUUAGGAGAGUGAGAAAAAUUAUCAGGGACGAUUCACACCCCGGCCAGCACCUCUUUAAUCUUCUACCCUCGGGCAGGAGAUAUAGAAGUAUAACACUGGUCAACAAUAAAUUUGUUGUCUGCAUUUUUUCAGUUAAUUUAGGAUGAAUCUGAUGCGCUGAAUCCAAAAAUCACAUUGGUUUUGAUCAAUCAGGUCAAGUUUUUGAGCUAUGGCCACAUGUCGGUUUUUUACGUUUUUGUUCACAUGCACGCUUGUGUGGAGCAUUUUGGAAGAAGUUGGUGGGGGUGAAAUGCCAUGUUGAAUAAUUGUUUUGAUUGGAAAUGAUUAUUAUUUUAAUGACAAGAAGUAUUCAGGUCUGAUAGUUCUGGGUGAUUAUGUCGAAAAGAGAUCAGUUUGAAGUCAUAAAACCUCAAAAUCAUCCAUAAAUGGGUGCGGCAAAGCAUAAAGUUGCUUACCAUGCUUAUUUUGGUAUUAAACUUGGUGACCAGGAUAAAGCUUGGGCGCCACACAUGGUGUGCAAGGCAUGCACCGAGACUCUAUGUGGGUGGACCAAUGGCAAGAGGAGUCUGAACUUUGAAAUUCCCAUGGUUUGGAGGGAGCCGACAAACCAUGUCACUGACUGCUACUUCUGCGCUGUUGAUGUGACUGGGAUCAACAGAAAGAACUGGAGCAGCCUCAAGUAUCCUGAUCUUCAAUCAGCACGUCGUCCUGUAGCUCAUUGUGAUGAAAUUCCAGUGCCUAUCUUCGGAGAACUUCUUGACAUUAGUGACGAAGAUGCCGCCAGUAUUGAAGGACAUGAAGAAGAAGAAGUGGUUCUUGAAGAUGAUGCUCCACAUCCAUUUUACCAAAAGGAGUUGAAUGAUCUAGUUCACGACCUCAGCUUGUCAAAGGACUCUGCUGAACUGUUGGCAUCCAGAUUGAAUGAAAAAAACCUCCUCUCUGACAGUGCUCGCAUCAGCUUCUUCCGCAACAGGCAUCAAGAGUACCUCGGUUUUUUUCUCAGAAGAGAAGGACUUGGUGUAUUGUGCAGAUAUUGUGCAGCUUCUGCUCAAGCUUGGAGUGCCACAGUAUGAACCCAAAGAUUGGAGACUGUUCAUUGACAGCAGCAAGCGAUCACUGAAAUGUGUUCUGCUACACGACGGCAACCAGUUUGCCUCUAUACCCCUGGCUCACUCGACUACACUGAAGGAGAACUAUGAAGCGGUGAAGUAUGUGCUGGAGAAAAUUGGUUAUGAUCAGCAUAAGUGGUUUAUUUGUGUUGACCUGAAGAUGGUGAACUUUUUGUUGUGACAACAGUCUGGCUUCACCAAGUACCCAUGUUUUCUGUGCAUGUGGGAUAGUAGGGACUGUGCUCAGCAUUACACGAAAAAGGACUGGCCUGUGCGGGAGAAAUCGGUGCCUUGCAAAGAAAGGAACGUCAUCAACGCCCUCUGGUGGACAGAGACAGAAUACUCUUCCCACCGCUGCACAUCAAGCUCGGCUUAAUCAAGCAGUUCACCAAGGCUCUGGACAAGGAUGGUAACUGCUUCACUUACUUGUGCCAGGCUUUUCCAGGAUUGACCAUGGAGAAGUUGAAAGCUGGCAUUUUUGACGGUCCUCAGAUCCGUCAGCUCAUCAGAGAUCCAGAGUUCGGAAACUCAAUGAACGAAGUGGAACUGGAAGUGUGGAAGGCAUUUGUUCUGGUAGUGAAGAACUUUCUUGGCAACAAUAAGGCCAGAAACUAUGCAGAACCUGUCAACAACAUGCUGACUGCUUUCAGAAACCUGGGCUGCAACAUGAGCAUCAAGAUGCACUACCUAUUUUCACAUAUGGACCGGUUUCCUGAGAACCUGGGUUCAAUGAGUGACGAGCAGGGGGAGAGAUUCCAUCAGGACAUGAAAGAGAUGGAGACCAGGUAUCAGGGUUGCUGGGACGCAGUCAAGAUGGCUGACUACUGUUGGACUCUGAAGAGAGACCUCCCUGCCGCUGAGCAUUCCAGGAGUUCCAAGAAACGGAAGUUCAAGCCCUGAAGUUUGAAAAAUGGUGAAGCCACAUGCAAUUUACGUGUACUUACCUUUAUCAAUGCCCACCACUCAGUUUACAGUAACUGAUGUUUCUAUCAGGUAAUCAAUAUAUGUUGUUGGAAAAACCUUUUUUUCUCUUAAAAACAUAUUUAGGAUGAUAUGUGUCAGGCAACUACCAUCAGUGCCGGAGGGAGAGAGCAAAAUACAGAGGGAUUCCGGAGAGCGUCCCGGGAUUGGGAGAGGCAGCCCAUCUUCUGGGGAAGAGAAUCAGCGUAGCACCAGUGGAGAAGGGGGGCAGAUGGGGGAAGCGGCGAGGUGGUCCCAUGACUCCUUGCCGGGGACCAGCGGGGAGAGUAGAGGUCCUCCGCUGCCUACGCCCUCCUUGCGCAGAAGGCUUUCGCGCAGAGAGAGUAGGAGGAGACUAGGUGUCAAAGAGAUUAUUUGCUGGAAGAAGUUUAAGAAAAGCGCACUGACAGAUUCUGCCAGCGAUUGAGACAGCCACGGGUGAGUGGCUGUCCGGACAGCAAAGGUUCACUCAGGCAACCCAGCCAGGUGUUUGCACCGGCUUACGCACGAGCAACCCCUAGAAUCACUACUAUAUGUGUUGACAAAAAUCAGCUGAUAAUGCCACAAAAAUGUAAUUGAUUUUGUCACAAGAUCUGAUUUUUUUCAAAUCAAUAUAGCACAAAAACCUGACCUGAUGGAGAGAAACGGAUGCCAUUUCCUGAUUCAGCAGUGCAAAAAUACCCUAAAGCAGUUGUAGAAAUCUAGACAACAUUCAAAAAGUAAAAAAAUUGUUGCCCAGUGUAAUCAGUCGUACCAACAGGCUAAAAAACAGUUUCUAUCCGUGGGCUGUUAGGCUGCUGAACGGAAAAUAAUAUAGUGCAACUGACUUUCAGGGUUGGUGUGUUGUGUGACAAGCACACAGAGUGCAAUGAGAUUGAGUGUUUGCGUGUGUGUGGGGGAAGCUUGGUUAAUUUCAUUGUACACAGGUUGUACAUUGACAAUAAAGGUAUUAUUAUUAUUAGAAUUAUGAUGGGAACAAUCAGGAGAGAAAAGGCAGGAACAAGAAACAAAAUAUUUUCUCCUGACCAGCCAGAACAUGGGAAGUCUCUGUAAAUUAUAUACAGUGGUACCUCGGGUUAAGUACUUAAUUCGUUCCAGAGGUCCGUUCUUAACCUGAAACUGUUCUUAACCUGAAGCACCACUUUAGCUAAUGGGGCCUCCUGCUGCCGCAAUGCCGCCAGAGCACGAUUUCUGUUCUCAUCCUGAAGUGAAGUUCUUAACCCGAGGUACUAUUUCUGGGUUAGCGGAGUCUGAAGCAUAUGUAACCUGAAGCAUAUGCAACCUGAAGCGUAUGUAACCUGAGGUACCACUGUAAUCGGGAAUGUAUGAUUGGCUUUGUUAUUUGGAUUAUGAUGUGGCAAUAUUUGAUAUGUUAUUAAUUGGAGUGUUAUUAAUGAAAAAGUAAUAAAAAUUAUUUUUAAAAGGAGUGUGAGCUUGAAGAAUUAGAAGGUAGUGACUUAAGAUUUGGAUCACAUGGACAUUUGUGGUAUGACAAGGUCAGAGUCACCAUGGACUUUUUUAUUUUAUCAGACAUACUAUAUUGAGGAUAUAGAAUAUAUAAAAACAUAUGUGAAGAUACCAUUAUGGAUCUCAACACUAGAAGCACUUCAUAGAAAAGUGUCUAUAGGCAAAGAGAAAUGGUUAAUAUACCAAGAAUAAUUCUUCUUUGGCGAUCACUCAUAGCCCAGUAGGAUUGUCUUCCAAGAGCACAGUCUUAAGAGGAAGUCCCUAAGUGAUUGCGUCCUUCCACAGUGGGGAAAUAGGUUUUCAGGCGGGAGCUGCUGAUGGCUAGAGUUUGCCAGACAUACCUUCCUCUUAGUUUGUUUCUCCUUGCGGCCAUGAUUUCGUGCUUCUUCAAAGUCCAUGACACCUUCAGUAAAGGCUGUUCUCUAACUGGAGUGUUUGCAGGCCAGUGUUUCAGAGUUAUCAGUGCCUAUACUACAUUUUUAAAGAUUUGCCUUGAGAAUCUCUUUAAACCCCUUUUGUUGUCCACAGUGUUAUUGCCACCAAGUAUUUUUAUAGUGGAAUCAGGAAGACUGUAAACUUAAAGAGAGAUUUAACUUAUAUUAAAAAGACUUUCAGUAUAGAAAAAAAUUGACAGACUUUGAAAUACAGUUGUGUAUGGAUGAUUAACAUGUCAUGGUCACUGUGAGUGGGUCUUCAAUGUACAAAUUGCUGUUGAAAUUUGAAAUGCAAGAAUAACAAGUUAAGGAAUGUAUGAUGAAACAAUGGGGACGUAUUUGGAUUAAGGGUUAAAAUACACAUUGCGUUCUCACUGGAUGAGUUGAAUAAGGUUCACAAAUACCUGAUAGAGAAGGUAUCAGAAGUUCUUUAUUGUCCUAUCUUUUUUUCCUUUCUUCUCCUUUUAUUUCUAUAUAUUUUCUUCUUCUUUCUCCUUUCUCUAUCUUUCUCCUCUUUUCUCUAUUUCCCUUUUCCUUUUUUUUAUAAUUUUAUUUGCAUACGCUUUAUAAAUUCCAAUAAAAUCUAUUUUUUUAAAAGGGAAAGAAAAAAGUGCCAGUGUGGUGUAGUGGUUAAGAGCGGUAGACUCAUAAUCUGGUGAACUGGGUUCGGGUCCCCGCUCCUCAACAUGCAGCUGCUGGGUGACCUUGGGCUAGUCACACUUGUUUGAAGUCUCUCAGCAUUACUCACCUCACAGAGUGUUUGUUGUGGGGGAGGAAGGGAAAGGAGAAUGUUAGCUGCUUUGAGACUCCUUAGGGUAGUGAUAAAGCGGGAUAUGAAAUCCAAACUCCCCCUCCCCCUCCUCCCCCUCCUCCUCCUCCUCCUCCUUUUUGGUGGCUGCUCCCAGACAGGAUGAAGACUCUGUCACAGUCAGGGAUGCUAGAAAGGAAUGAUUGACAUUCCAACCUGCAUGCGUCACAACCAGUACCAUUUGCGUUCAGCUUCUGCCAAAUACUCUGUUAUUCAUCUUACUGUCCUCUAUUGAGAAUGCCCUUUUCCAGGACCCACUCCCAAACUUUUUAUGAAUUAUUAAGAAGGCCCCAUCUGCCAAUCUUAACACCUGAGAGGCUGUGUGGGAGGGAGGUGGUUGGAGUGCACCUCCUUAGAAAUCUCUCCUCAGCUAUCCAGAGCCAGGCCUACAUCAGGACCUGGAAGCAAAAUUGUAUAGAAAGCCCUGGCAUAUCAUCUUGAGCAUGCUUGAAGAAAAGUGGUAUACAACUGUAACAUAAAGGAGAUCUAUUCCUAACAGGAACCUUAAUGUUUACUUCCAAGAAAGGACGGUUAUUUAGUAAUGCUUCAGAUUUUUUUAUUUUAUUUUUUACAGCUUAUAUGGGGCAAAAAAGAAUACUGCCUUUUCAGUAACAAACUAAAAGCCAUCAAUGCCAAGAUCUGCAGUUAUCCAGGGAUUGAUAGACUUUGUCUUGAAGGCAUUGUCUUACUUUAUGGACGCAAUGAGAAAAACCUAAAUGUGGUAGGUAGUUUUAUUCUCUAUCAUUUAUUUCUUUUUGAAAGAACUUGCUGUGUACAUAUACAAAACAACAAAAGAAAAUCAAACAAAAUAUAGUAUUUGGAGUUCCUUUACACUUCUCUUCCAUGGUGAAAUUCUAGCGGCCUAUUCCAAUAAAUGCUAAUCUUUCUUUUAAAUUUUAUUUUCAAAAUUAACUUCACGUCUAGUAGGUAGUUGGUCACUUACUCGUUGCCAUAGAGGAGGAAAUGCACCACACUCCAAAUAUCAAAGAAGUCUCAGAGUGGCUUAUUUUAAUUGCUUAUGCUAAACUCCAGAUGCAAAGACAGGAAGAAUUCCUAUAGUGGGGUGGACUGUGAUGAGGUGAACUUUCUGCCUGCUCCAUGUGCUGUCCAGGUGCUCACUGUUGAGAGGCAACUUCAAGGCCCCUGUUCUUCCUUCUUAUGGCUCUUUAUCAGCUGGAUUCACUAUGGGUGGGAGAUACACAUCUAGGUACCCAGACACCUCUUCAUCAGAAACCUGCUUCCUUGUGCUGCAUGCAAGUGUCUGUAUGCUGCACUACCUUGAUUGCCAUGACCUAUUGCUUUGUAAAUAAAUGUGUUCCUUGAAACCUCUUCAAGAAUGGGAAUAUAAAAAAGCAUUUUCUUUCCUAUCAUUCUUCCAGAGUCAAGCAGAUGUGUAUCUUGGAAUUUACCCUGAUUUUACUUCUGUAAAAACUAUCAUACACUGGAGUCAGGUAUGUUCUAACAAAUACCUUCUCAGCAUAUGAAAACAUGGGAGUCAAAAGUCUGACGUUUCGACUUGCCUGUUUAGUUUCUUAUGUUUGUGUUUUGGUUCUAAGGUUUCCAUUUCAUUUUAUAAAAGUGUAGUUUUCAAGAUUACUGGACCACUCAAAAGUUAUAUUCUAGCUACAGUGGUACCUCGGGUUAAGAACUUAAUUCAUUCCAGAGAUCCAUUCUUAACCUGAAACUGUUCUUAACCUGAGGUACCACUUUAGCUAAUGGGGCCUCCUGCUGCUGCUGCGCUGUCGCCGUGUGAUUUCUGUUCUCAUCCUUAACCCGAGGUACUAUUUCUGGGUUAGCAGAGCCUGUAACCUGAAGCGUCUGUAACCCGAGGUACCACUGUACUUCAAUAUUCAAACAUGAACUGUAACAACUCUUUGGAUUUCAUGGGAAGAACACAGGAAGCUGCCCUUUACUGAAUCUGCCCAUUGCUCCUUUGAGUUCAGUAUUAUCUACUGAUGGGGGUGAAGACAGGAAAACAGUUAGUGGAACUGCAGGCAGUUAAAGGCAGAGCCCAUUCUCCUUGCUGCUGUGUUCUACAAGGGCAACAAUGAGACUAAGUAGGAAGCUGAUAGGCAGGCAGGGGGUGGGUGGAGGAGGGAAGAUGGAGGUUGGUGGGGUACUGCCCCAUGCACCCGAGUGCACUAACAUCCGCUGGUGCUGGGAAUCCUCACAUUACGGAGAAGGUGAAACAUAUUGCAGUGGUCUUGGCAGCUGAAGAUUAGUGAAGGCUGGGCAAAAGAAGAGGUCAAUAUUGUGGGCAUAGGCACCAAUUCUAUGGGGUGAGGAUAGCUCCUCUCUCCCAACAUAUGUGGGAAUGGGGCUGAACUCCCUCAAUCUUGAGGGGCUGGGCUCAGUUUUUUAAUAUUUUCUCACAAAUGAGGAUGAUAGAUAUGUUAAUAACCUUCUACCUGACUUUCUACUUUCCACUGUUUUAAGCAGAGCUUAUGGUCCUAUCAUUGGCCAGGGUGGAUAGGUGGGAAUUCUGAUAACCAAGAUCCCAAGAGUUUGAUUUUUUUAUUGUGUUUUCCAUCUUUCAAGAGGCUUUUGUAUUUUGAACAUGCACCAAAUUUCAAAUUGUGUAUAAGUGUUUUCCAUCUUUUUAGGUUGCUAAAACCAACCAAUUUAAGUAUUUCGAUUAUGGAUCAAAGAACAAAGCUGUCUAUAACAUGGUAAGUGUUUUGGAUUCUAAUGAGAGAUUUUGGCGGCAGGUUAAACAUUAAAUGAGAACCGUGUUGUGAUUUCUGAAUUCUUAUAUAAUUCCUUUGGAAAAGAUGCAGAACUGGUUGUAAUUAUGGGUUUAUCUAUGAAAGUGUAUGCAUUUAAUGAGUAGGAACAUAGAAAACUGUCUUAUGCCAAGUCAGACUAUUGCCCCAUCUAUCUCUCUAUACUGAUUCACAGCAGCUCUGAUUCCAAGCCCUAUUAGAGAACCUGAGAGACCUAUGACCUUCUACACACAAACCAGACCCUCCCUCUGUCCUGAAGAGCACGUCCUCCUCAUGAGCCAUGAGGGCUCUCAUUCCUUUUGCUAUUCUUACUGGUCCAGAGUAAGGAGUUGGAUACUUAACAAAUAGUUAAAGAAUGAUUUUCAAGGGACAGAUGUUAGACAUUCAAUGUAUCUGAAGAUCCAAAAGAUGUCUUUAAAAAGAGGAAAAUAAAUAAAAGUGAACCUAAUUUUCAUCUUUCUGUUCUUUUUCUCAACAGAGUACACCCCCAUUUUAUAAGAUAGAAGACAUUACUGUGCCAACAGCUGUGUGGAGUGGUGGGAAUGACAUUGUUGUAACCAAAAAGGCUAUUGAACGGCUGCUCCCUCGAAUCCCUCAUUUAGUUUUCUAUAAGAAUAUUCCUGAUUGGCAACAUUUUGAUUUUACCUGGGGUCUUGAUGCACCAGACCAGUUGUUUAAGGAUGUACUUUGUCUGAUGCAAAAGUUCAAAUAA
Molecule: messenger RNA, 22874 nt
Organism: Podarcis lilfordi (Lilford's wall lizard)
Lineage: Eukaryota; Metazoa; Chordata; Lepidosauria; Squamata; Lacertidae
Source: the annotation of a GenBank genome assembly